Messenger RNA from Actinia tenebrosa (Australian red waratah sea anemone), 544 nucleotides. RefSeq lists its product as uncharacterized. Gene Ontology annotation, biological process: protein dephosphorylation. Lineage: Eukaryota; Metazoa; Cnidaria; Anthozoa; Actiniaria; Actiniidae. The record is from RefSeq and is a predicted model, not a curated record. Gene Ontology annotation, molecular function: protein tyrosine phosphatase activity; protein binding.
AGAGAACAUAACGCAUUUAUAAUGACACAAGCUCCCAUGGAAAACACGAUAGCAGAUUUUUCGAGAAUGGUAUUGGACUACGAGAUAGGAACCAUCGUCAUGCUGAACAAUUUGGAAGAGGAAUGUGAGUCUUUUCCUCAAUACUGGCCGCAACAUGGAACUAAAAUGUAUGGAGAUGUCACUGUUGAACUGGUACAGACCACGGACGUGGAUAAUAUAAUUGCAAGGCAGUUUGAAGUUACAAAGCAAGGGACUCGUCGUAUUGUGUUUCAUCUGCAACACUUGACUUGGGAGAACAAAUGUAUCCCUGCUGAUCCCCAGACAGUUUUGAAUUUGAUCGAUGAAGUACAAAAAUAUCAACAGAAGUCAGGAAACUCCCCAAUAGUAGUUCAGUGCAGCAACGGUGUUGGUCGUAGCGGUACAUUCUGUGCUAUUGCUUCGUGUCUUGAACGAGUCAAACAAGAACAAGUAUUGGACGUCUUUCAGACCGUUAAGAGUAUUCGUGUCAACAGACCUGGAGCUGUAGAAACAUUGGUAUGAAUUA